AUGGAAAGAAAAAAAUUUGAAGGAAGGACCAAAGAAAGCAACAAAAUAUCAAAAACGAGAAAAACCGGAUUUUCAAAAUUCUCAUAUCAACCAAGUAGAGGAAAAACAUUUAAGUAUGCACCACAGAAAAAAAAAAUCGAUGUAAGAAAACAUAUUUUUAAGCAAUAUGGACGUAGCAAUUUAUCAAUGAUGAAUAGAAAAUAUUCCAAGAGAGGAGGAAUCAAUAGCUUUUAUACCAGAAGCAAGAAAAAAAUUGGUGGAAAUUUCUUAGAUAGAGGAUUUACAAAUGGACACGAUACUUUUAAUAGAAAAGCCAAAUCAAAUAAUUUCAGAAAAAGAAGAACUAAUUAUCGAACCAACAAAAGAAGAAAUUACUUUUUCAAGAAAACGCAGAAUCUGCAUGAUAAAAUAGGGAAACUCACGUCAAAGGAAUUGGACGAUGAAUUGGAUAAUUAUAUGGGAUCAAGCAAUGUAAAGACAAGAUUAGACAAUGAUUUAGAAUCAUAUUUUAAAAAUAACGAAACUUUACAAGUGGAUGGCAAUAAAUGA
Molecule: messenger RNA, 549 nt
Organism: Plasmodium gonderi
Lineage: Eukaryota; Apicomplexa; Aconoidasida; Haemosporida; Plasmodiidae
Exons: 3
Coding region: 1-549 (182 amino acids)
Source: RefSeq, a predicted model, not a curated record